CCCAGCCAUUUUCUGCACUGAAACGUAAAUAAGUGCCACGUUUUCACGAAUAGCUUGGUUCAGUUUGAAAACAUUUUGUUGUCAUUUACCGCUAUCAUAAACAAAGGUACAAGUUAAAGAUGAUGGAAGAAGACAGCAGCCAUGAAAGCAGUCCAGUCGCUGCAGCUUUGGUCUUGGAAGACACAACACAGGAAGUCACACAGAAGUUGGCCGAUACCAGCCUUGCUGAUCAGCUGCAAGAUGCUGCUGCUGAGACUGCAGAGACGUCACUAAAAACAGUGUCAUACUCUGCCCAUGCGCGUCUGAAGUAUGGUUAUCCAAGUCGAGAGGCUGCAAAAUCUCCUCCUGUAGCAUUAACCUCGCCAGCACCAGGUACACCACCACCAGCAUCACCGACCCAAGUAGUGGCCUCGCCGGUGCCUCCGCCAGCACAAAUACCACAGUUCACGGGCAACCCAUACUCUGCUCAUAGGCACCACACGCCGCAGCAGGUGCAGACGACUUAUCCAGCGUCUGCAUCUGCCGCCACUGGAACGCCUUUAUUUUACAACCCGGCAUCAGUUGCUAGCCCUGGAGCUCAACCACAGAUCUAUAUGCCUCCAGCCGUGCCUCAGCAACCUGCUGUAGGAGCACAAGGUGUGGGCAUGCCACCAAGUCCGGGCUAUAGCCCCAGUCCCCAGCAAUCUUACACUCCGUCACAGCAGAUGCAACAAUAUUCACCAACACAAACACAAGCUGCAGCGCAUGCUCCCUAUGGUAGUAGCAGCUCAAUCGAUCUUCCAUUAGACGCUGGUGUCCCCUAUCAGCAACAACAGAACUACAACCUCGAAACUGGACCAGGCUGGUUUGGAGGUGGAAUAAUGAAUAAACUCAAAAAUUCAGUUGAGACAAUGAUAACAGUACUUGAUCCAGGCAUGAAGCAGUACAUCCACAGCGGUGGUGACGUUGACAUAAUCGUCACAUCAGACAAGGAGGCUAAAGUUGGCCCAGUACGAGAGGCAUUCCAGGCAGUGUUUGGAAAAGCUACAGUCACUGGUUUGGGAAGUCAAGCGAACAUUGCCGCCCAACCGGUUGGAUUCACUGUUGGUGUGAAAGGUGCUGAGGAACGAAUAGAGAAUCUCAGGCGAUCGGGAAUCAUUGAUGAACGUCAAACUAUAAUGUCCAUAGAAAACUUUCUAGCAGAAGUUAUUCCUGACAAAUGGUUCGAUAUUGGCUGCAUCGUUCUGAAAGAUCCGCUCCGUAACAUCAACCUGCAAGUCUUCACACAGGCGACACCUAUACCCCCGGAAUAUGUUCAACAGAUACAGGAUGACACUCCACAGGACUACCCACUCAGGUGGUCAGGGUACUCAGUGACUAUUGGCGAAAUGAUAUGCAGAUAUCAACCCCAUGUGCACAGGAGUGAAUGGCACGCCGCCCUUACUGGAGUCUCGCGACAAGAGAUGAUCUUUGUGGCCGCAAAAACGUUAGCUGGACUUUAUAAACAGAAGUUGCCACCGAUGACUUCUUGAGAUACGGCCAGUGUACUGCAUGCAUAACCUGAAUGAAGAAACUUUUUGCCCUGUAUUCAGAUGGACUAAGUUGGGGCACUUGCCAAUGGUAUUCAAUGCAUGCAUCCUCUUGACAUGCAUGACAUCAUGACAUCCUUGGACUGAGCUCUCUCAACCCUUGGCAGUGACCAGUCAUUUUUUGCUACUGCAUGAAGCCAUUCAAAAGAGUAGUUGUUCAUUGGCUACCAUUGAUGCAAGUGUUGAACUGAAGCGGCGUCCACUUGGAGGUGAUGCCUUGUUGCCUCGUAAGGUGAACCAGCAGUGAAUGUAAUAAAAACAAAACAGACUGGAAUUCCACAAUUGUGAAUGAGAUGCCUGAGCAACUGUUCAGUACUCUCUGUUUUAGCUUCCAGUAGGUCAUCAGACAGCUUUAGAUCAGAAUGAUAAGAAUGAGAAUUGCAUGCUUUAUACUAUUGACACAAACUAGAUCUUAUCUUUGGUGAGUUUAACAUUUGAGUGUACGGAAUUUGUCACACAGCUCUGUGAUCUCUACCAUGAAUAUGAAGGUGGAAAAAUAAAAGAUUGUUUCAGUUGUCUUCAUUUUGGAACAAGUUUAGUGCCAUAGAUGAUGGUAUUUUCUUCCUGAAUACAAAUUCAUUUUCAUGUGUUGAAAAGUUUGAUAGUUUGAUGGAAGUGCUUAGAUGUUUUGGGAAUUGGAUACAGUUUUGUAAUGAACAUUGUGGUUUUUGAAAAGGUGAGUGCACAGUGGGUAAAAAAAGCGUUUUGUCUUAGCUGUGUCGAUAAGUUCUACGUACAAGAUUAUCCUAUUCAAAUCACCAACACUACACAUAGAUCGAGUUAAGGGAAUUUAAAAUUCAAAAAUAGAAUUUACUUUGCACUGCAUGUGGCUAAUGAUAUUAUAUUGUAUAGGUUUUAGUCUUUGUUAUUGUUUAGUUUAUUGUUAUUUCUUCCUUGUUUUAUUAAAAGACAGUUAAAUAGCCAGUUGCAGUGGGUGGUUUUGAAGUUGGUGUUGACUCCAAAUGCAGACGUAACAUUGGUGUUGACUCCAAAUGUAGACGUAACAUUGGUGUUGACUCCAAAUGUAGACGUAACAUUGGUGUUGACUCCAAAUGCAGACGUAACAUUGGUGUUGACUCCGAAUGUAGACGUAACAUUGGUGUUAACACCAACAUUAAAAUGACCCAAAUGUGACUGAUCUCAAAUCAGCAAAUUCAAUAACAGUCUAUGCAGUCUUUCAGCUCAGUUAUGAGUUUUUUGAUUUGAUUUAAGUGGUACAGUACUGUAUGACUUCUCUCUAUCGCUUGAACAUCCAUCCUGGGUGGCGAAUCCAGGAGUCUGGGAAAGAGAGGGCAGCCUGAUGUCUUUUCAUAGUCAAUAUCCUAACAAUUUUGGUCAAUUUCCAAGAUUUAUGCGAAUAAAUGGGGGUCACACUACUCCUGGAUCGACCACCUGUUUGAAAGGUAUUAUUUAGCACAUGUAGUCAUGUACAGGGUUCCAUGGAUGACGAAGUCCUUUAUUGGUAAGCUUUAAGUCAUACAUUAUCUUAAGGGGUCAGUACUUGACCAUCAUCUAAAUAGAAGGAGUCGCAUUAGUUAGUGUUGGCUAUCGCUAAUCUAUAGUGACAGGAUAUUGCGUAGUUGGUGCUUUAUAAUCCUAACUAAUUGUUAAAAGCAAAUAUUUUGUGAUGCAUCUCUGAAAUACCCUCAAUAGAAGCUGUGCUGUGACUUCAUUUGGUUGGCCAUUUUAGACCUGACCAGGACCCUUCUCACAAAGUAUGCUAUGUGGAUCUGAAUUACAAAAAAUAUAGUAAAAUUUGACCUCCUAAAUGGUCUUUCUGUGAUGACAUCAUUUGUCUGAUUCUGGCAAAGUAAGUACAAAUGUAGCAUUGUAGAUACUUGGGACUUUGAAGCUUUGGAUGAAAUAUUACAUUUUGUUCAAAUAUUUCAUUUUUUCUGCAGAAUAACCAAACAGAGUGCAGUUUUUUCCUGAAAUGUACUUCAGACUCCUCCAUUCCAAAGUUGCAUCUUCUUUAUCACUGUAUCAUGUGUAUAUAUCAUUCUGCUGUUUGGUCUUAGGGUCAAUUAUUUUUCUUUUUUUCUUAAUCUCUCUUGAAAGCAUGAUGACUUGGUUGGGUGUUUUGUUUUUCUGUUACAACUGGUUGUGUCGAAUUUAUCUAGCUACUCAAAGAUGAACCUUUUACUUGCUGGUGCAUGACCAUUUCUAAUAUAGUGAAUAUGAAUUAACAAAAAUAAUUGGCUGGAAAAUAUGCUGGAUUAUUUUGGUGAAAAUCGCUUAUAUUGUUCAUGCUGUCUUGGACCAAGCCAUUCCAAUCUGUCCACAGUCUUUGUGCUGGUUUGUCUAUUGCGCUAAAAUAAAACAGAGUUCUAGCCAGUUCUUAUAAGCAUGCAGGAUCUUUUGUGUUUCAUAAAGUUUUUGAGUCUUCUCUAAACCGUUAAGUAAUCCUCUGCAACGACUUUGAAAUUUUCUUAAUACAUCUUUCUUUUUUGUGGGUAUUAUGGUGUUCUAACAAGUUCUUACUAAGUGCAGAGUCAUUAUUCACUGCAGUUGCAUUGGUAAUAUUAGUAUACAGAUGUACAAUGUUAAUUUUUAAAACAUUUUUGAGAGGUCUGCAUUUUAAAAAUGCACCAGUUAUAACCCUGUUACAAAGUAAUGUAUAUCUUUAAAAAAUAAACCUAAAUUUGU
Messenger RNA from Lineus longissimus, 4214 nucleotides. RefSeq names its product protein PRRC1-like. Gene Ontology annotation, cellular component: cytoplasm. The transcript has 11 exons. Gene Ontology annotation, biological process: activation of protein kinase A activity. Gene Ontology annotation, molecular function: protein kinase A regulatory subunit binding. NCBI's taxonomy places the organism in Eukaryota, Metazoa, Nemertea, Pilidiophora, Heteronemertea, Lineidae. The record is from RefSeq and is a predicted model, not a curated record. The coding region runs from base 120 to 1511 and encodes 463 amino acids.